AUGUCUCCACAUCAAACUUUAAGAUUAGGUUCUGUUGCUCCAGAUUUCCAAGCCGAUACUUCCAAUGGUCCAAUUUCAUUCCAUGAAUACCUUGGUGAUUCUUGGGCUGUUCUUUUCUCUCAUCCAGAUGAUUUCACUCCAGUAUGUACUACUGAAUUAGGGGCAUUUGCUAAAUUAGAACCAGAAUUUGCUAAACGUAAUGUUAAAUUAAUUGGUCUUUCUGCUAAUAAUGCUGAUUCUCAUCAAGCUUGGAUUAAAGAUAUUGAUGAAGUUACUGGUUCUAAAUUAUCAUUCCCAAUUAUUGCUGAUCCAGAAAGAAAAGUUGCUCAUUUAUAUGAUAUGAUUGAUUAUCAAGAUGCUACUAAUGUUGAUGAUAAGGGGGUACAAUUUACUAUUAGAUCUGUUUUUGUCAUUGAUCCAUCUAAAAAAAUUAGAUUGAUUUUAGCUUAUCCUGCUUCUACUGGUAGAAACACUGCUGAGGUCUUGAGAGUUAUUGAUUCUUUACAAACUGGUGAUAGAUAUAGAGUUACUACGCCAAUUAAUUGGGUUCCUGGAGAUGAUGUUAUUGUUCAUCCAACUGUUUCUAAUGAAGAAGCUAAAACUUUAUUCCCUAAAUUCAGAAUCAUUAAACCAUACUUGAGAUUAACCCCAUUGGAUAUUAAUGAACAAAAGUAG
Molecule: messenger RNA, 675 nt
Organism: Hemisphaericaspora subhashii
Lineage: Eukaryota; Fungi; Ascomycota; Pichiomycetes; Serinales; Debaryomycetaceae
Gene: PRX1
Product: thioredoxin peroxidase
Exons: 1
Coding region: 1-675 (224 amino acids)
Biological process (GO): cellular oxidant detoxification; cell redox homeostasis; cellular response to oxidative stress
Cellular component (GO): mitochondrion; cytosol
Molecular function (GO): peroxiredoxin activity
Source: RefSeq, a predicted model, not a curated record